GAAAUGAUCCAGUCUCACUCGAGUGCUAGAUUUGGUCGGACGUGUCUCUCGCUUAGUGUCUCGCUCCUGCAUCACUUCUUUUCAAUCAACUACUUCCAACUACUCUCUCUCCCCCAGCACGCAAGCAAAUAUAUCCCCCAGCCAGUCUCUUUUGGGGAUAUGGACCACGGAGGGUUGCAGUAUCAUACCCCCUCAUCUGCCAAUACGAGCUGCUCUUCAGGAAUGGGGGGUGGGUCACUCAUCGAUGAGGAUCAGAGGGCACUUCUCGCGUCAGCUUGUAAAAGACGUGUUGACCCACAAGAUUCAUACAUUGAGCUGCAGCUGGCCCUUGAGCUCUCCAUGCUCGGACUCUCUGAAGGAGGAUCUCUGAGUUCGCUCCAUCAACUGGCUGCGUCCAUGGGAAACGAUCACAAUGCGGGUCACAAUGUGCAUAGUUUGAUGCAUCAUCAUCAACAACAGCAACAUCACCACCAACAACAACAGCAUCAUAAUAUGCAUCACAAUCAACUCCAGAAUUCAAAUUCGGAUGACAUAUACUCCAUGGCGAAUGGGUGUGGGGGGGAUAUGCUCCCCAAGAAGAGUCAAAACAUGACUGAGUGUGUUCCUGUCCCGAGUUCGGAACAUGUGGCUGAGAUCGUUGGCCGACAAGGAUGCAAAAUCAAGGCGCUCCGAGCUAAGACCAACACCUACAUAAAAACUCCAGUUCGAGGGGAGGAGCCGGUGUUCGUUGUUACUGGGCGAAAGGAGGAUGUGGCAGCAGCCAAACGUGAAAUUCUGUCUGCUGCGGAUCACUUUUCACAAAUUCGGGCGUCUCGUAAAAGCGGUGCAGGGAGCGGUCCAGCUGCCCCUGCUCCUGUUCCAGGUCAAAUCACACUCCAGGUUGCGGUUCCCUAUCGCGUUGUGGGACUUGUGGUUGGGCCCAAAGGAGCAACUAUUAAACGAAUCCAGCAACAAACUCACACAUACAUUGUGACCCCAUCCAGAGAAAAGGAUCCCGUUUUUGAGGUCACCGGACUUCCAGACAAUGUGCAAGUUGCGAAGCGAGAAAUUGAAGCUCAUAUAGCGAUCAGGACUGGAAGCUUCCCAAUGGAUCAAAACCCAAUGUUGGAUAGCGAUCUCUCUCCGGUGGAUAUUCUUGCCAAUCUGUACAAGAAUGGAAUUGGUUCCCUGGGGAACUUGGGACUGGAAGGAUUAGGACUUGUAAGUCAGUUGGGUGCUAUCAACUCACUCUCCAGCAGCUUGUCCUCCGUUACCGGAAAUGGACAUGGAGUUGGUGCUGCAUUGGCUCAGAACGGAAACUCUGUUGGGUCAAUUGGAAGCUCCAGCAGUGGGGGUGGCAGUCUCUCCUCUCUCAACAGCUUGAAUGGUGGAUUUUCUACCAAGGUAGGCAUCGGAAAUCAUGGACAAUCUGCUGAUAAUGGGUUUUUCGCCCAUCAAGCACUAUCCGACUUGACCUUCUCUCUUAUGGAUAAUUCCUCGUCCACCGUCGUUGCAAAUAAUCAGACGAAUGGAUUUAUGAGCUCAAGUCGCUCUGAGGACUCGUAUUUGUUUGGCGGAAGCGGUCCCAACAGUAUUGAAGAAGGGUCAAACUCUCAGACCAAGAUCACGGAUCACAUGUAUGCUCCAACAAACAACAGCGUGGGAAGUUCUCUGUGGGGAAGUUUCGACAGUGAGUUCCAGCACUCUUCACGAGACGAAGGACUCGGGGACUCGCCCACUCUGGAAACUGCGCUUGCCGCAUCCAAUCUAAUUUCUCUACAAUAGAAUUUCAAUUGAACUUACCUCACUAAAUAGCACUGAAAAAUGUAUUCCCUCUUUUCAGCAGGUUGCGAUCCCCAUUUUUAAAACUUGAGAAUGCAUAUAUUUCUAGAUUUCUUCAUAUUAUUUUGCAUUUACUUAUAUACUGUAAUCCGAUUCCGAUAUCCGAUAUUAUUACGUAAGCAUCUGGAACCAGAGAUUAAGAUUUUACGCUAUGCAUACAAACUCUGAGAGGAUUUAACCAACUAGAUACAUAGGUUUAACUGACUAGCAUAGUAAUCAUAGGAAUAACUCUCUUCGCGUCUAAUUAUUAUGUAUUACAUAUACCCGGUAAACAAAGACUAGGUAUUUAUUCUAUUCUUCGUAAGCAACGGAACAGCACAAGAAAGAUAAAAUGAAUUUCAUGAUUAUUAAUUUUUUAACAUUUGAUGCAUUAUUACAUUUUAAUACCUAACAAAUAUACCUUAAAGGAUAAGGCUAGAUUUUUGAUCAUUAUACAAAUUAUUUUUGAACCUAUUACAAAACAGAACUGACUUCGUACAUAAACUUAGAUAAUGAAAUGACUUUGGGUAUUUCAAAUCAUGAGAGGAGGAUAUAUUUUUCAUUUUUUGGGAAUACGUUGAAUUAAACUGAACAAGAAGUAGCGUAAUAUAUCCCCCACAGCCCCAGGAAUAAAUAAAUGGUAGACCAAAUUAUCUUGUGACAUUUUGCAUUUCCUCCUCCAUUUGAUUGAGACACAGAGGCCCAGUUCUUACUUUUGGGCAGCGAAUUAUAUACACCACAAAGCGAGUGGGCAUAUUAUUACCGAAAUUAUUAUGAACUAUUAAAAUUAUAUUAUAUAUUCAGAGCAGAAAAUUAUUUAUGAUAAUAUUUGUAUUAUGUUUAUAUUCUUAACAGUACCAUUUUUACUUUGAUUGCUUCGACGGAAAGAAGCGAAGAAGCAUUAUUUGCAAUUUUACAACAAGAUAUAUUAUUUGUAUUUCGUAUGAAAUGACUGUCUUAUUUUUAGCUGGACUUUUGUUUAGUUACAUAUAUUAAAACUUGAGCAGAAUUAAUGAACUUUCGGUAUAUAAGUUUUAAUAGUAUUAUUCGUAGAUCGUAAAAAUCGAAAUGGAACAACCACACCACUCAGAGGGGUUAUUUUAAUUAAGAUGAUGAAUUUAUUUUCUUAGCACUAAGUCUAUUUAUGAUUUAUAAUUUUAUUCAAAUGUGAAAUUGAGUACAGUAGAUCCGAGAAUGGGUUAGCGUUUAUUUAAUGAACUAUCUAUUAUGAAUUAUUAAUCAAUUUGUAGCGAUCAGCUCAGAAAUAUUAGAAUUAUACUUUCGACUGAUGUUUAGAUAACCUAUCUACUUUCACCAUUCAACUCAACCUCACCAAUCAGGUGCGUACGAAAAAUAAUUGUAGUUUUAAGCUUUUUGUAGACUUGAGUAAUUUGCGUAACAAUGAUUUCUUACCCUGCAAUAUAUUGCUUCAUUGGUUGUCUUGCGUUUA
Folsomia candida is the source of this 3250-nucleotide messenger RNA. RefSeq names its product RNA-binding protein MEX3B. The record is from RefSeq and is a predicted model, not a curated record. The coding region runs from base 4 to 1764 and encodes 586 amino acids. Gene Ontology annotation, molecular function: RNA binding. The transcript is spliced from 6 exons. NCBI's taxonomy places the organism in Eukaryota, Metazoa, Arthropoda, Collembola, Entomobryomorpha, Isotomidae.